UGUGACGGAGCUGUAAGUGCAGUCUCCAACGCGCCAGCUGCCUUUAGCGGGAUCAGGAGCAGCCCCGUGUGGAGCGCAGGGCCUGCGGGACUGUGCUGCCUGCAGGGGUCAGCGCUCGCUGGCGCAGCCCUGUGUGGAGCGCGGAGCCCCCUCAGCGCAGGGCCUGUGGGAUUCUGCUGUGGGAUUGUCCGGUGGGACUGUGCUGUGGGACUGUCCUGUGGGACUGUGCUGCCUGCAGGGGUCAGCGCUCGCUGGAGCAGCCCUGUGUGGAGCGCAGAGCCCCCUCAGCGCAGGGCCUGUGGGAUUGUCCUGUGGGGAUUGUCCUAUGGGACUGUCCUGUGGGACUGUGCUGCCUGCAGGGGUCAGCGCUCGCUGGAGCAGCCGCGGCCGCGCCGCUCGUCCGGGAACAAGGUCCCCGCGGCCAAGGUCCCCUCACACGGCUCGGAGCCGCGGCCCAGGCAGGAGCAGCGGCCGGACGGCUCCGCGGGAGACGCCCGAGACCAGGUACAACAUCUUGGCCAGCCUACCAGAACCACUCCUCGCUGUGCCAACACCUCCAUCAGGCAUCCACUGACGGGUGCCAGUGCCAGAGGAGCCAGUCCCUUUGCGGAGCAGCACAGGCUCCAGGAUGGCUCUGCUGGAGACCAGCAAGUCCUGGCAGGGCUCAGCGCCCGGCAGCGUGAACCCCGACCUCGCCAGCGAGAGGCAAACAGCCUCCUUCAGCGUGGAGAGGCUGACAGCGCUGCUGGACGGCGGCGCAGAGCAGACGCGGAUACGGAGGGCAGUGGUGGAUGCUAUCGAAUCUGACCCUGUAUUUAGCAGAGAAAAUCAGUAUUUCCAGACCCAGAAUGAGAGGUAUGAAGCAGCAGUCAGGAAGGCUGUUCAUCUCCAGAAAAAGAUGCAUGAGAUGGGAUGGACUGAGAAUGGACCUGAAUAUAAGUACAUUUACAGGGCACUGUCAGGAGACGUCGCGUUCCUCCUGCACCGCGUCUUCAUGAGGAGUAUUUCAGUGCUUGGCUCUGACAAACAAAUUGCCAAGUGGAUUCCUCUCGCCACCCAGCACAAACUCAUUGGAAGCUAUGCACAGACUGAACUGGGACAUGGCACUUAUCUUCAGGGUUUGGAAACGACAGCAGUCUUUGACACUGCUACUCAGGAAUUUAUACUGAACACACCAAAGAUCUCUGCCAUGAAGUGGUGGCCUGGAGACAUGGGAAGAUCAGCAACCCACACAGUGGUCUUUGCUCAGCUGUACAUCCAUGGAAAGUGCUAUGGCAUCCAUCCCUUCAUCGUGCAGAUACGCAGCCUUCAGGACCAUUCCCUCUGCCCAGGCGUAACUGCAGGAGACAUUGGUCCCAAAAUGAAUUUUGAGCACAUUGACAAUGGCUACCUCCUGCUGAAGAAUGUGCGUGUCCCCAGGGAGAACAUGCUGAGCAAGUUUUGUGAGGUUCGACCAGAUGGCACCUAUGUGAGACAGGGGUCACAGAAGAUCAAUUAUUUCACAAUGACGACCGUGCGCAUUUCACUCAUUUCAGACGAGGUUCUCACACCCCUCAUGAAGGCUUGCACCAUCGCCAUCCGCUACUCGGUGGUUCGUCGCCAGUCCAAGUUAAAGCCUGGGGAACAAGAAGCGAAAAUCCUUGACUACCAGACUCAGCAAGAGAAACUGCUGCCCCAGCUGGCAGCAGCCUAUGCCUUUUAUUUCACCAACGACUACCUGCAGGAGCUAUUCAACAGGGGAUACAGAGAGAUCCAGAGGAAGAACUUUGACAUGCUGCCAGAGCUCCAUGCAUUAUCUUCAGGUUUUAAAGCUGUGAUCACUCAGCAUUGCACUGCAGGAGUGGAGAUCUGUCUCCGGGCCUGUGGGGGCCAUGGCUACUCCCUGCUGAGUGGACUGCCUUCCUUGUAUACCAAAAUACUUGCCUCUUGUAUUUAUGAAGGGGAAAACACCAUUUUGCUCCUGCAAACUGCCAGGUUCCUGAUUAAGUGUUUCAUGGCAGCCAGUGCUGGCCAGCCUGUGCCACCAUCUGUCACUUACCUGGCUGCAGUGAAACACGGGAAGUGUUCAGCCAAGAACAAGUUGGAUUUUCUCAGUCCAGAUAUUUACAUUGAGGCCUAUCAACACGUGGCAGUCAGGCUCACAAGCAACACAGCAGCAAAACUACAGGACUUGAUUCAGUCUGGAGUCAAAAAGCACGAUGCAUGGAACCAGUGCACAGUGCAGCUGGUGCAGGCUGCAAAGGCUCACUGCCACUACAUUGCAGUGAAAAACUUUGCAGAAACUGUGGAAAAACUCGAGACCAAGGCUGGCAUCCAGAAGAUUAUGAAACAUCUCUGUGACCUCUUUGCACUGCAUGGGAUCUUCUCAAAUACAGGAGCCUUCUUGCAUGAUGGAUACACGUCUGCAGCUCAGAUGGACAUGGUCACAGCAUCCUACCUGGACCUCCUGGCUGUCAUUCGGAAGGAUGCUGUGCCACUGGUGGACGCUUUUGACUUCACGGACAAGAGCCUGAACUCUGCGCUCGGCAGCUACGACGGGCACGUUUACCAGCGGCUCUACGAGUGGGCUCAGAGGUCACCCACCAACCAGAUGAGCCCAGCCUACGAGAGGUAUUUGAAGCCACUUCUGCACAACACGCUAUCGAAAUUAUGAAGACCAUGUUCCAAGUGAAGGGCACACAUUUCCUCCUGUUCUUUGUGCAGCAGUACAUUUAUGAAGCAUCAGUAAUGACUAAUCAAAAUUAAUAAUCAUUUUGCUUAUUUGCAGUUACAGCAAGUAUGAAAGAUUCUCAGCCAGCCAUUUGCAAUUAGACAGAUGCCAACAGCGCAGAGUGGUACCUGCUGCUGUGAGACAGUCUAGUCAGAAAUGGUCCAGGGUUCACCGUUUUCUAUCCUGAAGUGUCUUGACAGCAUCAAAACUCUCAUUUGGCUUUCUUAUUCACUUUCUAAAUCCACUAUGUGAUUGAGAAAAAAAACCCAAAAAAACCCACCACCAAACUGUGAACCCUCUCUCAGUGUAUUGUAACUACAUAGUGCCUUCAAAAAACCCCAAACAACCAAACUUUACUCAAAAAUCCAUGGUGAAAUAAUGAUCCUUUGUUUUUAGGAAAAAGUUGUUCUCUUCGAUCAGAAGGUAUAUUAGAAAGUGCAUCUGUUUUGACAAUUUAAAAUAGCUGUUGAUUUGCUCAGUAUUGGAAUAUUCCUGCCUAAUGAAGAUGCAGACAAAGCUGAUACCAGUUCCAGUCUGCAGAAUUUACCUUCCCAUUAAUAGAGCUGCUCAUACUGUCUUUCUAUAAAUCUUGAGCUCCAAUAAAGUGAAUUAUUUGGAA
Messenger RNA from Oenanthe melanoleuca, 3329 nucleotides. It is a transcript of the gene ACOX2, whose product is annotated as acyl-CoA oxidase 2. The record is from RefSeq and is a predicted model, not a curated record. The transcript has 15 exons. Gene Ontology annotation, cellular component: peroxisome. Gene Ontology annotation, molecular function: FAD binding; fatty acid binding. The coding region runs from base 629 to 2653 and encodes 674 amino acids. Lineage: Eukaryota; Metazoa; Chordata; Aves; Passeriformes; Muscicapidae. Gene Ontology annotation, biological process: very long-chain fatty acid metabolic process; lipid homeostasis; fatty acid beta-oxidation using acyl-CoA oxidase.